Racocetra persica is the source of this 342-nucleotide messenger RNA. The record is from the annotation of a GenBank genome assembly. NCBI's taxonomy places the organism in Eukaryota, Fungi, Glomeromycota, Glomeromycetes, Diversisporales, Gigasporaceae.
GCAAGAAAUGCAAUAACAAAUUCUUUUAAUAGUAGAGUAAAAGUUGAUUUAUUUGAUACAUUUGAUCAAGGAAUUGAAGUAGCAGAAUCUUAUAAAGAAAUAUAUUAUCAAGCACUUUAUAGUACAGUAUUUAUCGAUAUUUAUGAAAAUAAUGUGGACGAUAUUAUAAAAGCUAUAUCAAGGCUAAGAGAAAUAAAUGGGGAUAACAUAUUAAUUGUUUUCAUAGUAUUUUCAAGCAGUAAUGGAAGGUCUUUGGUAAAAACAUUAAUUAAAACAAUUGGAGGAUGUAUUACCACUAUUUUUAAGCCACUUACACCAAAAAAAUUAAUCAAUUUCUGUUAA